GGACACCGUCGCGAAGGCGCGGCCCACUUCCCUUGCGCGGAGGGGCGGCCGCUCGGCCUUUCCGCCCCGGGCCGGGCGUGGAACUAAGGCCCUCUCCCCUCCCCAGCCCCGGCCGCCCCCCGAGCUGAGUCCGCGGGAGUUCGGGCAGAGCGCCGAGCGGACACUUCGCGGCUCCUCCCCGGCGGCGGCGGCGGCAGCGGCUCGGAGCGGGCUCCGGGGCUCGGGCGCAGCGGCCAGCGGACGCCGGGCUGCAAGGAUUACCGGUGCAUGGUGCUCGCCUCCCUGGCUGGAGCGGCGCAGAGGGACGCCGCGGGCGCAGGGCCGGAGCGCGGGGCCGGCGGCGGAGCGCAGGAGCGCGGGCUAGAGCGGCCGGGUCGUUGGCCCGAGGGUAGCGCGGGCACCGGGCGAGCAGGCCGCGUCGCGCUCACCAUGGUCAGCUGCUGGGACACCGGGGUCCUGCUCUGCGCGCUGCUCAGCGGUCUGCUUCUCACAGGAUCUAGUUCAGGUUCAAAAUUAAAAGGUCCUGAACUGAAUUUAAAAGGCACCCAGCACGUCAUGCAAGCAGGCCAGACGCUCUAUCUCAAAUGCAGGGGGGAGGCAGCCCAUUCUUGGUCUUUGCCUGAAACGGUGAGUAGGGGAAGCAAAAGGCUGAGCAUUACCAAAUCUGCCUGCGGAAGAAAUGGCAAACAGUUCUGCAGCACUUUGACCUUGAACAACGCCCAGGCAAACCAUACUGGCUUCUACAGCUGCAAAUAUUUAUCUAUACCCGCCUCAAAGAAGAAGAAAACAGAUUCUACAAUCUAUAUAUUUAUUAAUGAUCCAGAGAGCCCUUUUACAGAGAUGCACAGUGAAAUACCCAAAACUAUAUACAUGACAGAAGGGAGCAAGGUUGUCAUCCCCUGUCGGGCCACCUCACCCAACAUCACUGUUACCUUAAAAAAGUUUCCACUUGAUACGCUCAUCCCUGAUGGAAAAAGAAUCAUCUGGGACAGUAGGAAAGGUUUUAUAAUAUCAAAUGCAUCGUACAAAGAAAUUGGGCUCCUGACCUGUGAAACAACUGUCAAUGGACAUCUGUAUCAGACAAACUAUCUAACAUAUCGACAAAACAGUACCAUCAUAGACACCCAAAUAAGCACGCCAAGCCCCGUCAAACUACUUAGAGGACAGACGCUCACUCUCAACUGCAGUGCCACCACUCCCCUGAACACGAGGGUUCAAAUGACAUGGAGUUACCCUGGUGAAGCAAAUCAGAGAGCUUCUAUAAGGCGACGAAUUGACCAAAGCAAUUCCCUUGUCAAUGUAUUCUACAGUUUUCUAAUUAUUAACAAGGUGCAGAACAAAGACAAAGGACUCUACACCUGUCACGUGAAGAGUGGAUCAGCACUUGCAUCCGUUAACACCUCAGUUCAUAUUUAUGAUAAAGCAUUCAUCAAUGUGAAACAUCGAAAACAGCAGGUGCUUGAAACUGUGGCUGGCAAGCGGUCUUACCGGCUUUCCAUGAAAGUGAAGGCAUUUCCCUCUCCAGAAGUCGUAUGGUUAAAGGAUGGGUUACCAGCGACUGAGAAAUCUUCUCACUAUUUGGUUCAUGGCUAUUCAUUAAUAAUCAAAGAUGUAACUGCUGAGGAUGCAGGGGAUUAUACAAUCUUGCUGGGCAUAAAGCAGUCAAAUGUGUUUAAAAAUCUCACUACCACCCUGAUCGUAAAUGUGAAACCUCAGAUUUAUGAAAAGGCCGUGUCAUCAUUUCCAGACCCAACUCUCUACCCACUGGGCAGCAGACAAAACCUGAUAUGUACCAUUUAUGGUAUCCCGCCACCUACAGUCAAGUGGUUCUGGCAUCCCUGUAACCAUAAUCAUUCUAAAGCAAGGUAUGACAUUUGUUCCAAUAAUGGAGAGUCUUUCAUCCUGGAUCCUGACAGCAACAUAGGAAACAGAAUUGAGAGCAUCUUGCAGCGCAUGGCAGUAAUAGAAGGAAAGAAUAAGACGGUUAGCACCUUGGUCGUGGCAGACUCUAGAAUUUCUGGAAUCUACAGUUGCAUGGCUUCCAAUAAAGUAGGAACUGCGGGAAGAAACAUAAGCUUUUAUAUCACAGAUGUGGCAAAUGGAUUUCACAUUCACUUGGAAAAAAUGCCUGCGGAAGGAGAGGACCUGAAACUGUCGUGCACGGUUAACAAGUUCUUGUACAAAGACAUUACUUGGAUUUUGCUGCGGACAGUUAAUAACCGAACAAUGCACCACAGUAUUAGCAAGCAAAAAGCGGCAGUCACUAAAGAGUACUCCGUGACUCUCCAUCUCGUCAUCAAGAACGUUUCCCUAGAAGAUUCAGGCACCUAUGCCUGCAGAGCCAGGAACAUAUACACAGGGGAAGAAACCCUUCAGAAGAAAGAAGUUACAAUUAGAGAUCAGGAAGCCCCUUACCUCCUGCGAAACCUCACUGAUCAAACUGUGGCCCUCAGCAACUCCACCACGUUAGACUGUCGUGCCAAAGGUGUACCAGAGCCUCAGAUAACCUGGUUUAAAAACAAUCACAAAAUACAACAAGAACCCGGAAUUAUUUUAGGACCAGGAAGCAGCACGCUGUUUAUUCAAAGAGUCACAGAAGAGGAUGAGGGCGUCUAUCACUGCAGAGCCACUAACCAGAGGGGUUCUGCGGAAAGUUCGGCAUACCUCACUGUUCAAGGGACCUCAGACAAGUCGAACCUGGAGCUGAUCACUCUGACAUGCACCUGCGUGGCUGCCACUCUCUUCUGGCUCCUGUUGACACUGUUUAUCCGAAAACUGAAAAGGUCUUCCUCUGACAUAAAGACGGACUACCUGUCAAUCAUCAUGGAUCCAGACGAAGUCCCCCUGGAUGAGCAGUGCGAGCGGCUCCCUUACGAGGCCAGCAAGUGGGAGUUCGCCCGGGAGAGACUUAAACUGGGCAAAUCCCUUGGAAGAGGGGCUUUUGGAAAAGUGGUUCAAGCAUCUGCAUUUGGUAUUAAGAAAUCACCCACAUGCCGGACUGUGGCUGUAAAAAUGUUGAAAGAGGGGGCCACGGCCAGCGAGUACAAGGCUCUGAUGACGGAGCUCAAGAUCCUGACCCACAUCGGUCACCACCUCAACGUGGUCAACCUGCUGGGCGCCUGCACCAAGCAAGGAGGGCCUCUGAUGGUGAUCGUUGAAUACUGCAAAUAUGGAAAUCUAUCCAACUACCUCAAGAGCAAACGGGACUUAUUUUUUCUCAAUAAGGAUGCUGCUUUACACACGGAGCCCAAGAAAGAAAAAAUAGAGCCAGACCUGGAGCAAGGCAAGAAACCCAGACUAGAUAGUGUCACCAGCAGCGAGAGCUUUGCCAGCUCCGGGUUUCAGGAAGAUAAAAGUCUGAGUGAAGUUGAGGAAGAUGAUGAUCCUGAUGGUUUCUACAAGCAGCCCAUCACGAUGGAAGAUCUGAUUUCUUACAGUUUUCAAGUGGCCAGAGGCAUGGAGUUUCUGUCUUCCAGAAAGUGCAUUCAUCGGGACCUGGCGGCGCGAAACAUUCUUUUAUCUGAGAACAAUGUGGUGAAGAUUUGCGAUUUUGGCCUUGCCCGGGAUAUUUAUAAGAACCCCGACUAUGUGAGAAAAGGAGAUACUCGACUUCCUCUGAAGUGGAUGGCUCCCGAGUCCAUCUUCGACAAGAUCUAUAGCACCAAGAGCGACGUGUGGUCUUAUGGAGUCCUGCUGUGGGAAAUCUUCUCCUUGGGUGGCUCUCCAUACCCGGGUGUGCAGAUGGACGAGGACUUCUGCAGCCGCCUGAGGGACGGCAUGAGGAUGAGGGCCCCUGAGUACGCAACCCCCGAAAUCUAUCAGAUCAUGCUGGACUGCUGGCACAAAGACCCAAAAGAAAGGCCGAGAUUUUCAGAACUUGUGGAAAAACUAGGCGAUCUGCUUCAAGCAAAUGUACAAAAGGAUGGUAAAGACUAUAUCCCACUGAACGCCAUACUGACAGGAAACACUGGGUUUACCUACUCCCGUCCCGCCUUCUCUGCAGACUUCUUCAGGGAAGAUAUUUCAGCUCCAAAGUUUAAUUCAGGAAGCUCUAAUGAUGUCAGAUACGUAAAUGCUUUCAAAUUCAUGAGCCUGGAAAGGAUCAAAACCUUUGAAGAAAUUCCAUCACAUGCCAUCUCCCUGCUGGAUGACUACCGGGUGGACAGCAGCCUGCUGGCCUCCCCAGUGCUGAAGCGCUUCACCUGGGCCGAGAGCAAACCCAAGGCCUCCCUCAAGAUUGACUUGCGAGUGAUCAGUAAAAGUAAGGAGUCGGGGCUUGCUGACAUCACCAGGCCAAGUUUCUGCCAUUCUAGCUGUGGGCACAUCAGCAAAGGCCAUCACCGAUUUACGUAUGACAACUCAGAGCUGGAAAAGAGGAUUUCAUGCUGCUCUCCUCCCCCAGACUACAACUCGGUGGUCUUAUACUCCACCCCACCUGUCUAAAGUUUGACACAAAGCCUUAUCUCUAGAAACAUGUGUAUUUAUACCCCUAGAAAACUAGCUUUUGCCAGUAUUAUGCAUACAUAAGUUUACACCUUUACUUUUCACAGGAGCCAGCUUUAUAUGACUUUUAAUAGUGCUUUUAUUUUUCUUUGACUAACAAGAAUGUAACCCCAGAUAAAUAGAGAAAUAGUCACAAGUGAAGAACUUUAUGGCCAAAUCCCUGUAUCCUCGAUGUGUUACCAAAAUCCUUUCUAAGCCCAAUGACUUUCCUGCUACAACCCCCAAUGCCUCAGGCACGUGGGGCUUUGAAGGACCAGGAGAUAAGCUGGGCAUGUGACGAAGCGCGGGCUCUGCUGGGCCAGCCCCUGUAGCCCUGGGACCAGAAGGACGAGCCCUUUAGCGCCACGGAUCACCAACUGGUCUGAGCUCUGCCUCUGGGGUUUGUUAGCAGGUGUAAGACACGGAAGCCUGAGAGGGGGAAGGACGGAAGGAGGGAGCUGCAGAGAAAACAGGACGGGGCAGAACAAGGAAGAAUUUGAGAUGUACCAUAUGGGAAGGCAGCGGGAGGAGGCUAUCAAUGCCACUUCAGUGGCUUCCGAAAUCCCAACCUAACCCAUCCCACGGCGGGGAACCCAGCAAGGAGGCAGACAGGGCAGAGGAAUGAGGGGACAUUUUCUGAAUUCUGGUAGGGAAGAAAGGAUAAAUACAGUUUUUGGAACUACAAAGCCAAGUUUUAAAACUUGACCUAUGGGACUGGUUCCCUAUGGGGCAAGUUUUUUAUGUCUAACACUGAGCUUGGCGCUCAACUCUAAGCCCAUAAUGCCGGCUCCUCUAACAAAUACACUGAAAAUUUAGCCAGAGCUAGGUUGGCUCCAUACCACGAUGGCCUUACACUUAGCAUAUGGCUCAGAGUAAGCUAACUGGAAAGAGUUUGGUCUGUAGGAUUAUUUUAAAGACCAUGAAUGUCGGAUUCUAUUUAGAGUAUUAACGUAUAGUCAAGAUAACUCAAUUUUUUGUAUCACCCUGUUUUGUACAGUUACUUAUAAAAGGAAGCUGAGGAGAGUGGAAAUGCAGUCUUGUGGAGGGGUUUCUCUGCACCCAAGCAAGGAUGGAUGAAAUAAAAGUACAAUAAGGCAGAACAAAAAACCCAUCUCUACAUCAUCCAAACCAACUCACCAAAACAGUUGAGACUCAAAGCAUAGGAAGUCAACAUGUUUCCCUUUUAUCUAAUGGGAAUCCACUAUCACGCUAAUCUCCUGGAAAGAUGUUGAAGAGCAUUAACCAAUGUUUAUUAAGCACUUUAUGCUCCUUGAGGAAAGAAAGGUGAUACAUAAUUUAUGCAAAGUGUUUCUAGAAUUGGGACUCAGGCUAUCAGUUUCCAAGUCAUCAAGGGGAGAAAAGCCUUUUGUUUUUUGUUUUUGUUUCUUUAUCUUCUUUGGACCUUGCCAUGGGUCAGAAGAUGAUGGGAAUAGGGAGACAGGGUGGAAAAGGGCACCUACUCUUCAGGGUCUAAAGAUCCAAAGGGCCCUGGAUCUCCAACUGGCUCUUUGAUGAUAUUUAUGCCAAUUACAUUCUACAUAUUCCGGGUGUGUGCACCUUCUGAAGCCGGUCACAAGCUGGGCAGGAAACAGGGAAUUGCUGCUUCUGAUAGAGAAGAGUGCGCUUCAAUUUAUGCCACUUAAUUCUAGCCUUAAUUGUAAGUAACAGGAGAAUGCUUCCUUCCCACUGGGGCACGUUCUUGUUAAAAUCUUUGCAUGAAGAGAUGGACGAGCCAGAGCCCGACCGGGUCAGUACCUUCCCUAGUGAGACAGUGGGGCCCCAGUGGCGGCUGUGCUGGAGGAGUCACAGGCCAGCCGGGGACAAGGCAGGCCCCCACACCCAGACCUGCACCCACCAGAAAUCAGGCCCGGGCCGCAGGAGGGGAGGCAGCUUUGGUCUUCUCUACUUCACAUUCACACAAAGCACUCGUGAGAGCUGACAGUAUGUAUCCAUCAGGGAACCAGAGGAGGUUAAGCACAGAGAAAAUCAUAUACAGCCCAGCAAUCAGGAAUAACAAAGAAAAACCUUAGCUAGCUGUAGAAUUUGCUGCCUUCAUUAAUUUAAUUCUUAAUCAUUAAGAGACCUUAGUAAUACCAUUUUACCAAGAAACUAAUACUAAAAAAAUUAUUAUAACUAUGUUAAUUCAUGCUUCUUCGAAGACUUAGGUUUGUAGCUGACACAAUUCCAUCAGUUAAAAAAUGGUUCCAUGUGGAGUUGUAAUAUAGAAAGAAAAACGGAAGCUUGAAAUGAGUAUAUCUAGUUGCAAAGUGCUUGGGAGAGACUGGUUCAUUAAUACAGCACUGAAAAUCAAAACACUAGUUAAUGAUAGUAUUGCUAGAAACAUUUGCCGUGUAUGACAAAUAGUUGGCACUACCAGCUGAAGAACAAGCAUUCUUGAGGUAAUGCAUGUGUGACCACGUAGGGGACGUGGGCCUGGAACCACAGACAGUCUCUGUUAACCCAAGAAAGGAUGCUCAGACCCUAAAUUUGUCCAAAUCAUGAAAAACGUUGUUUGGGUCUUCUAGCGAUGCCUUGUUUCCCAGUCCAUAAGACUGUCAAACUUGAAACACGUAUUUGCCAGCCCCAUUUAGAUUGAUUAAAGGAGGAGUGUGUCUUUGAAUGACAGUGUUAGCAACUCUCUGUAUGUGUGUGUGUGUGUGUGUGUGUGUGUGUUUUGUGCAUAACUAUUUAAGGAAACUGGAAUUUUAAAGUUACUUUUAUAUAAACCAAGAAUAUAUGCUGCAGAUAUAAGUAAGACAUGAUUUGGUCCUACACUUCUAGUCAUUAUGAAUGUAUUUUGUAUACUAUCUGCAUAUAAUAAAAUUAACUUCCAAAGACA
Messenger RNA from Choloepus didactylus (southern two-toed sloth), 7321 nucleotides. RefSeq names its product fms related receptor tyrosine kinase 1 (gene FLT1). The transcript has 31 exons. Gene Ontology annotation, biological process: positive regulation of kinase activity; protein phosphorylation; multicellular organism development. Gene Ontology annotation, molecular function: vascular endothelial growth factor receptor activity; ATP binding. NCBI's taxonomy places the organism in Eukaryota, Metazoa, Chordata, Mammalia, Pilosa, Megalonychidae. The coding region runs from base 268 to 4443 and encodes 1391 amino acids. The record is from RefSeq and is a predicted model, not a curated record. Gene Ontology annotation, cellular component: plasma membrane; signaling receptor complex.